Molecule: messenger RNA, 3697 nt
Organism: Xyrauchen texanus (razorback sucker)
Lineage: Eukaryota; Metazoa; Chordata; Actinopteri; Cypriniformes; Catostomidae
Product: pre-mRNA-processing factor 39-like
Exons: 14
Coding region: 37-2166 (709 amino acids)
Biological process (GO): mRNA 5'-splice site recognition; RNA processing
Cellular component (GO): commitment complex; U2-type prespliceosome; U1 snRNP
Molecular function (GO): protein binding
Source: RefSeq, a predicted model, not a curated record
UGCACAUUAUGUACGUCAUUUGUUGUGUGGACAAUAAUGGCGGCGGAAGGCACCGACGACUUGAGCAACAACGGGCAUCUGACAAACCCUUCAGGGUUGUAUGAUCCUGAGGUUGCAGAACUUCCCAAUUCAGAUGCUAUUGGGUCAGAGGAGAGUGCUGGUGAUGGGGGAGACAUGAGCGUCCCAACAGUAUCCUAUGUGGCAGAAGGUGAGGAGGAGGGAGAAGGAGAGUUACCAGCAGAAUUCGAGAGACUUUGGAAGCUGACCAGCGACAAUCCUCUUGAUUUCAACAGCUGGACUGAUCUUCUGCAGUAUUGUGAACAAGAGGGCCACACGAGGGCUUGUCGUCAAUCCCUGAAUGCAUUUCUGGUUAGGUACCCUCUGUGUUAUGGUUAUUGGAAAAAAUUUGCAGAUCUCGAGAGACAAGCUGGUCACAACAACAAAGCUGAAAAUGUGUGUGAACAAGGUUUGAAGGCGAUCCCUCUCAGUGUUGAUCUAUGGAUCCACUAUGUCAACCUGCUGCUGGGAACACUCAACAUGAACCUGCCUGAGUCAGCACAGCGCAUCCGCUGUGUGUUUGAGGAGGCAGUGGCAGCCGCUGGCUGGGACUUCCAUUCAGACAGGCUGUGGGAUCUGUAUGCCGAGUGGGAGAAGGAGCAGGGAAACCUAAAGGCCAUGACAGUGGUCUAUGAACGAGUACUGCGGGUCCCCACACAGUUUUACAACAUGCACUAUGAAAAACUAAAAACACACUUAACUUCCCACCCGCCGCAUGAGGUCCUGUCCCCAGAGGAGUACAGGAAGGUGAGGGCUGAGUACAAACAGAGCCAAAUUCAGGCCAAAAAAGAGAGAACUGAUAUUGCUGCAGAUGAAGAGGAGAGACCGCCAGGGGAGGAAGAGCCUGCAGACAACGGAAAGGACUCGGAAGAGGCAGUACAGAAGAUGCAGGAGCUUCUGUUGGCCUGCAGAGAGGAAGUGUACCAGCAAAAUGAGGCAGAAGUCAGGAAGAGAUGGAACUUUGAGGAUGCUAUUAAAAGGCCGUAUUUCCAUGUGAAGCCUCUGGACAGAGCCCAGCUGAAAGCCUGGCAGAGUUAUUUGGACUGGGAGAUGGCAGAGGCUGAGACGGCAGCGAUGGAUGUUGAAAAGACGUCUGUGGAAGGCCAGGAAAGCUCCAAAAAAGAGUGUGUAGCUGGACACGAGAGAGUACUGAUUCUGUAUGAGCGCUGUCUCAUUGCCUGUGCACUCUAUGAGGAAUUCUGGAAUAAAUAUGUGCAUUACCUGGAACCACGGUGUCUGGAGGAAGUGCGUAAUGUGUAUCGCAGAGCUUGUGAAAUCCAUCUUCCAUACAAACACAGUAUCCAUCUGCAGUGGUCCUCGUUCGAAGAAAAGCAUGGUAAUAUUUUAGAGGCACAGCGCAUUCUAGAGUCUCUGGAGACGAGAUUGCCUGGUUUGGCUGCGGUGCGUUUAAGGAUGAUAGGUUUGCAGAGGAGGGCAGGUCAUCUUGAUGUGGCGGAAUCGCUACUGAAGGAGGCACUGGAACAGAGUAAAGACAAUCCCUCACUCCAUGCCUUCUACUCGAUCAAACUUUCCCGCUUCCUUCUCAAGCUGUGCAAGAACCCAGCCAGGGCCCGCACUGUUCUACAGGAGGCCAUAGAGCUCAGUCCGGAUAACAGUAGGUUGUAUCAGAACCUUCUGGAUCUGGAGAUGUCAGGUGACCUGCGGGCUAAUGGUGGAGGGGUCCAACAGUGUGUGGCUAAAGCUCUUGCUGCUCCUCUCUCACCAAAGACCAAAAUCCUUUUCUCCCAACGUGGCCUGCAGUACGCUGAGGAUUUUGGGACUACAGUACAGAGUGUGUUGAGUAUGUAUGACGAGCACCAAAAGCUGCUAAAGGAGCACGAUGGAAAGAGAGGAGCAGAGAACGGUGAUAGUGACGAUCCAGAGAAGAUGAGUAAAAUGGAUGAUGGAUCUGCCAUGACGGUGCCUCCACAGACUGCUCCACCCACUAUGCCUCACGUUCCCAUGACAACACCACCUCCUCCUAUGAUGGGUGGAGACAUGUGUGGAUCGUAUGGAAGUUAUGGGAGCUGGUACCAGCAGCAGUACGGGGCAUACGGCAGCUACCAGAACCCUUGGAAUCAGUACAAUCAGUACUACCCUCAAAGCUAAACUUCUUUAGAGACUGAGGUCCGGGGCAUUGCUUCAUAUGAUCAACUCAAACAUCCUCAAUCUUCCCAAAUCAACAUAGGAAAGUGUCUAACUAUGAGCCAGUGUGCGUGGCAUCAAAACAAUGAGGGAUAAAAUGUAAAAGUUUUGAAAAUCUUAUCCUUUGUGGCUGUUACCUUGACGUACCCUAAAAAUUACUCUGUGCCACCUUUAGACUUAAAAUGUUUGUAUUGGUAGAUUUACAGUUUCAUGAUUGUUUUUUUUUUAGCCGCUUAUGUGUAAAUUAAAGCAACUUUUAUUAAAUCCAUGAAAUGUUUUAUGUGAAUGUUGACAAUUUUGUACAAAGUUUUUUUUAAAUGUUUUAAAAUGUGUUUAUUCUGUGCAGCCAACAUCUCAUUAUAAUAAAAUACAGUUAACAAAGUUGUUUUCUUAAAAUAUGCUUGUAAUGAUGCUUAUUAACUUAACUGACUUAAAUAUUUUGUAGUGAACUGUAGCAGUUGAGGAGUCCAUUGCAUCCUGAAUUGGUUAAUGUAUUUCUUAUUGUCACAUAAUUUUUUUUUAAUGAUUUAGAGGAAGCUUUAGAUUAAAUUCACUGUGCCUGGGUGCGUACUUUAAUGACAAAAGGUAUUAUAAUUGCUGAUUUCCCUUUUUCAGACAUGACUGUAAUCAAUGUCUUUCUAGCAAGUCAGUCCACUGUCGGCCAUCUUUGGAAUGCCCUCUGGAGACUAUUUCCAGUCAUGUCAGUGCAGCUCCUAUCUACUUGAGUGGGGGAACACCGAAAUCUCAAAAACGGUUGGUCAAGAUAUCCGAUCAAAGAACAUUUGAAAUCAGCAAUAAAAUGUGAUAAUAUUGGAAUUACAAAUUGUGCUGCUUUACAUAAUAUUACACUAAAAGCAUGCAAUUUUCCUUGCUUGUAUAGCCAAUGCGCAUACAUGUUAGCGAGUUGAUCCACAGGCAAUGUCUGUAUCUAAAAUGUGAUUUGGCACUUUUACCUGUAAAGCGGGACUUCCUUUCUACAGCAGUUGGCUGUUAGAGCUUCUUGGUUGGACUUUCAAUUUCACCCAUUCAUUUAAAUAGAAGUGGCCCGUCUCUGCUAUAAUUCAGAUCAUAAAAUUGGCGUUGCACAGGCUCUGACACCUGUCCGUUUACAAAGUCUGCAGCUGUGACAGUGUGUUAUCUCAGGACACUUAUUUCAUUCAUAUCUUUAAGGGAGUAGGAACAUUUUAUGCAUACCUUUUCAUGAAAAAAAAAAAUCGCUUACAGCAACUUUAAUGUCACUAGGCCUCAUUUAUGAAACUCAAACAGAAUCAAUUUUUGUUUAAAUAGUUUGUCAAACAAUUCUUAUAUAAAUAAUCACAUUGAAAUGAAAAGUUGUUCUGCUUGUUUCAUGAGGUUCUCUACAGCCAACAACACUCAAAUGCUCCUACUUGUUAACAGCUUCUGCCAACUUUCAAAUGCUAAAACUAAGAUCAGAUGAAUGAGACUGGUGUCGUAAUGUUUAUUCUUAAAAAUUAAGGCGUUUUUUUUUUUUUUU